Messenger RNA from Cladocopium goreaui, 1337 nucleotides. NCBI's taxonomy places the organism in Eukaryota, Dinophyceae, Suessiales, Symbiodiniaceae. The record is from the annotation of a GenBank genome assembly.
UGCUGUCCCCCCAAGUAGCGCAUCCUGUCCAAGCUUAGCACAGAAGUGGGCAGGAUGGCGACCAAUGACAGGGUGGAGAUGUCCCUGGACCAAGUGAUCAAAAAGGAUUGGAAAGACCCCAAAGGCGGCAGCAGAGGCGACACCAAGGCGGCCACGCCUUCGGCGCCCCGCGGCAAGGUGGCCGCCUUCGGCAAGGCCGUGCUGGGCCGCGGGAAGGGCGGCAAGGGCGGCAAGGCGGCCGGCCGUGGCUUAGUCCGUCGAAAUCCUAUCAUGACCAAGGUGCGCCGCGCUCCAGUGAAGGGCGCCUCAAAGUCGAAGGGCAAAGCAAAAGGAAACGUGCGCUGGGUGCCCAAAGGUGAAGCGAUUAGAAACGACCGAGAAAUGAGCCGUGGCAAAGGAAAAGGUCGCUCAGAGGGCAAGUCGAGUGGCAAGGGCAAGUCCAGCGGCAAGUCCACCGGCAAGUCCAGCGGCAAGUCCGGCAAGUCCAGUGGCAAGUCCACACAGCGCUUUGGCAUGAGACUGUGGCGCGGAGCAACGACUCGACCAACCAACGCAGAGGUCACGAGGGGGCCAAAAGGCAAGAGCAAAGGCAAGGGCAAGAGCCUCGGAAAGUCCUCGAACCUGCUACGUGUAAAUCGCAAUCAGACAUUCGUCAAGAAGAGCACCAAAGGUCUGAGUAAGGGCAAGAAGGGUGGCGGCAAGUCACUGGCUGUCUCCACCUACUCCAGCAAAGGGCAAGGCAGCUACAGCAAAGGCAAGUCCAAGGGCAAGAGCUACGACAGUGGCUAUGGCAGUGGCAGAAAUGGUAGCAGCUACGGUGGCAGCUACGGCGGUAGCGGCUAUGGGGGCGGCUAUGGUGGCGGUGGCGGUUGGGGCCAGGGCUACGACAACUAUUACAAAGGAAAGGGCAGCCGAGAGUCUUCGCCGCGUGCGUCAGAUCAGCUCAUGCCAGAGGACAAGCGCAUGAUGAAGAAGAUCACGGUCGUGGCGCAGCUUGACAAGGUGCCCAAGCCCCAUCCUGCCAUGCAGGGACUGCGGAAGCGGUCCACUGGAGGAGACACGGGCGCUUUGAGUAGUCGCUUCGCAGCCAACUUCCGUCGUUGAGGCUGGCAAUGAUCGUCUUUGAAUCUGGAUGCCAGACAUAUCAUCCCCAGCAAGGAUUUUGACGGUCUCAGUCCACCAAAUGGACGAAACCAUGCUGCCAGUGCUGCCAUGAAAGCCUAUGUGCUGCCUCUGUGUUUCUCAAGAAAAGGGUUUUGCUUGACGAGAGUAGACCGCUCUGGCGCGUUUUAGGAAGGUAAUUCUGGGAUGUGCUGAUAUGUUUACUCAAGGUUUCC